AUGGGGACUCCAGAAGCAAAGUAUGCUGCAUUUGAGGAGAAGGUCAAACGAACUGUUUACCUCGAUAACAUCUCACCACAGGUCACUGAAACUGUUGUGAGAACUGCUCUUUCACAGUUUGGGACUGUGAAAAAUGUUCAGUUCAUUCGAAAUUACUUGGAAUCAAGGAACAUCCCGCAGUGUGCACUGGUGGAGAUGGAAAACCUUAGACAGGCUGAUGUUAUUGUCUCAGAGUUAGCGCAAUUGCCUUUCAUGAUGUCAGGGAUGCCGAGGCCCGUGAGGGCACGUCGUGCUGAAGUGGAGAUGUUUGAUGAUCGCCCUGCAGAGCCUGGAAGAGGGAUAUUUUGUCGUUGGUUGGAGCCAAAUGAUCCGGAUUUUAAAGUGGCACAAGAACUGAAGCAUCUUACUCGAAACCAUGCUGCUGAAGCGUCAUUUGUGCUCAAGCAACAACUCCAGGAAGAGGAGAAUCUUGCAAAGCAGCAGAACGAGGCUCUUCAAGCAAAUUAUAAGAAGUAUGACAUGUUAGAUAGGGUAAUAGCUGAUGGGACUGUUCAAUGUUUGGCAAGUCAUUAUAAUAUACGACAAGCAGAUGACUGA
Messenger RNA from Prunus armeniaca (apricot), 597 nucleotides. The record is from the annotation of a GenBank genome assembly. NCBI's taxonomy places the organism in Eukaryota, Viridiplantae, Streptophyta, Magnoliopsida, Rosales, Rosaceae.